Symbiodinium natans is the source of this 1173-nucleotide messenger RNA. Lineage: Eukaryota; Dinophyceae; Suessiales; Symbiodiniaceae. The record is from the annotation of a GenBank genome assembly.
AUGGGUUCCUCUGGCUGCGUCCAGGAAGUGGGCUUGCCGAUGGCUGGAGGCGCCUUCAAGUACCAGGUCGCAGUGGCUGCCAGCCCCGCAGACGGUGGAGGGGUCUAUGCCAUCCCCUUCGCGCAGACGUGCGGACAUGUGGUCUAUGUUGACCCCUCCGGCCGAAAAGAGCAGAUCGGGGAGGAGUUGCCGAUGGGACAAGCCCGAUAUGUGGCAGCGGUGAAUGCCCAGAACAAGAUCUUCGCAGUCCCCUGCCACGCACGGAAGGCGUUGGAGGUCGACCCGAAGACCAAAAGCGUGCGGGAGUUUGGGCAGGAGUUCCCCUAUGGCGGCCUGAAGUACCAGGCUGCUGUUUGUGGCCUCGAUGGCUGCGUCUACGGCAUCCCUUUCAACGCAGAGCGCUUCCUCAAGCUCGACCCAAUGAAGGGCACCAGCCUUGAGGUGGGUGAUGCACUGCCCAGUGGCGGCUUCAAGUACAUGACCGCAGUAGUCGCUCCAAGCGGAAGGAUCUAUGUGCCUCCCUUCGAUGCCCAGCAGGCUUUGGAGUUCGACCCCACCACGGCUGUUUGGCGCCCCUUGGGACCUUCCUUCUCGGAAGGAGGGCAGAGAUAUGUGGCAGCUGUCCUGGCCAGUAAUGGAAACAUUUAUGCUCUCCCGUGCAAUGCCGAGCGCAUCCUGGAGAUCAGCCCACUCCAUCGGGAUGCACGUGAGGUGGGUCCCAGCUUCCCGCGCGGCCUGUUCCGCUUCCAGGCUGCUGUGGCGGCUCCAAACGGCAGGAUUUAUGGUAUUCCAUACGACGCAGCACGCGCUUUUGAAUUCGACCCCUCGACGGGCUUGGCCCUGGACAUCGGUCAUGACUUGUCCGGAGGCGGAAGCAGGUACUCGGCUGCGGCGAUGGCACAGAACGGCCUGAUCUAUGCUCCCCCCUGUAGCGCUGAAUGCGUGUUGGAGAUAGACCCCUGGACGCAAGCUGUGCGAGAAGUCGGACCAAAACUUCGUGGGAUCGCCGAGGUCGAUGAAGGUGGGGACAAGUACCAAGCCAUUGUCAGCAUGCCAAACGGAAACCUUAUCGCUGUGCCCUACAAUGCCGAACGCAUACUCGAGAUCGUUCCGCGGCAUCUGGACAUGCAGCCGCCGCUCGCACUGGCCGGCUGUCUCGAUACGAUGGACUAG